Lytechinus pictus (painted urchin) is the source of this 6753-nucleotide messenger RNA. RefSeq names its product phosphatidylinositol transfer protein alpha isoform-like. The transcript is spliced from 10 exons. Gene Ontology annotation, cellular component: cytoplasm. Gene Ontology annotation, molecular function: phosphatidylinositol transfer activity; phosphatidylcholine intramembrane carrier activity; phosphatidylcholine binding. NCBI's taxonomy places the organism in Eukaryota, Metazoa, Echinodermata, Echinoidea, Temnopleuroida, Toxopneustidae. The coding region runs from base 247 to 1116 and encodes 289 amino acids. The record is from RefSeq and is a predicted model, not a curated record. Gene Ontology annotation, biological process: phospholipid transport.
AGUCGGCUUUUAAUGACUUCGAUCUCGGUUGCAGCUGGUAAAGGUACUGGAGGAAGGUCUGACGACCACAUGUUGCAAAGGCCAUACCAAAUGCAAAUUAUAUGCUGUAUUAAAAUCAUUCAUCAUGACUUGGAAAAGACUAACAGAACUAGCUUGGAAGAAGGGAUACCGGUACGGUGCGAAUGAGUGAUAAACACUAGCGGAUAGCAGAAGUCGAACUUGAAAUAUCCUGCGUAAACGGACACAAUGCCUAAUUUUGACGGAGUGUUGAAGGAGUUCCGGAUUCUUCUUCCUAUGACAGUAGAAGAGUACCAGAUUGGUCAGCUUUAUUCAGUAGCAGAGGCGAGUAAGGAGGUAACAGGUGGAGGAGAUGGAGUGGAGGUGUUAGUAAAUGAACCUUAUGAAAGAGACGUAACAGAUGCUUCAGGCAAUACGACAAAAGAGAAAGGACAGUUUACACACAAGAUAUAUCAUCUAGCAUCAAAAGUGCCAUCAUUUAUAAGAUUAUUGGCCCCCAAAGGGUCUCUAGAAGUGGUUGAGAAGGCGCACAAUGCAUACCCAUAUUGCUGUACUAUAAUAUCAAAUCCAGGCUACAUGAAGGACAACUUCGAAUUAAGUAUCAAGACAUGGCACAAACAGGAUAAUGGCACACAGGAAAAUGUUCACAAUCUAUCACCUGAGUUUUUAAAACACAGGAAAGUUGUACACAUUGAUAUCGCGAAUGACCCAAUCAGUUCUGGCGAUUACAAGGAGAGUGAAGACCCUACCAAAGUUCACUCGGUCAAGACUGGGCGAGGACCUCUGAAGAGAGAUUGGAAUGAUCUGAACAAAGAACAGAAGACACCAAUUAUGUGCUGCUACAAACUAGUGCACAUCAGAUUUAAGUGGUGGGGUUUGCAAAACAGAGUAGAGAGUUUUGUUAUAAGACAAGAACAUAGAUUAUUCACACUUUUCCAUCGACAAGUUUUCUGUUGGUUAGACAAGUACCAUGGUAUGACGAUUGAUGACAUACGAGCACUAGAGGAUAAAACCAAACAAGAUCUUGAUAAAGAAAGGAAGGAGGGUGAAGUAAGAGGAUUCUCAGCCGAAAAGGAUGACACUAAGGAUUCUAAGUAAAGAAUGCAGUACAAGUGUGUGUGAUAUAUGUCAAAUCAAUCAUGUCAAAGAUAGUCCUGCCUUCCACUUUUCAUAACCGGAGUGUAAAGGCCUUGUAUCUUAAUGUUCAUUUUCUUUGAAAAUCACUGUUCUGCGGACUAGAUGAUUAAUGGAGUGAUGACUAGUUCAAAUCCAAGCUUGUGAUGUGACAGAAGUACUGAUUCCUGUCUAAAAAAAAGGAAGAGUAUUCCAUGAGAUAAGGUGUAAUGGCAGCCUUAUGUUGUCACACUCUCUAUGACUGGUAGAACGAGACGCCCCAAAUAAGCCCUGUUUUAAAAAUGAGAUUCAACUUUCUGUAAUUCACAUCUUGACUUAUAACAACUCGACAUUCGAAUACUUGUUCAGAAUGAGUAUCUUUAUCUAAAAAGAUCACAUUUUCAACUUCAUUUAGCACGAGAAAGGAUAAGUCACUUAUUGUUCGUAAAUUUAUGCAUAACGUGGGAACAGUAUAUGAAAGACCACCCAAGACAUUGACUUGUUUUUAGAUGCAAGUUGUUGUCAUCCCAGCAGUUUUUUAUUUAUUCAGGAAGCUCUUACAGGAAAGAGAUAAAGAAUUCUAACUGAAAUCCUCUAUACUCGUAAGCUUUUUACUCUAGAGGGUGAUAUUUCCACACACACUCAACAAGACAGCAAAUAUGAAACAAGGAAAAAAUACUUUCUUUCAGCUUUUGCAGUAGAUGUACAGCUGAGCACAUCCAGAAAUUAACUUAGUAGAAUUCUUUUUUAAUUUUUUUUUAUUUAUUUAAUGACAUCCUAAUAUCCUCAUGUCCUAAUCUACAAAGGUGGCAUUGUGUUUACUUUUUUUUUGUCUGAUCUGCUUGUACUUCCUUAUUUGAAAACUAUUGUCAUAAUUUUUUGCAAUGACUUGACUGAUAGUGUUACAAUUGGAAAUGGAGGUGUCUUUGCCUGCAUGAUGUGCUGAAUAAGGAAUAAAGAUGAUGCAAUUGAUAAAAGAUUAUUUUACUGAUAAUUGAUACCUGUAACACUGCUCAAUUUAGAAUUGAAAUAUUAUUGAAUUCUAAUGCUCCAAUUUAUAUGUAACACUUUGAAGUGUACGAGGUUUUUAGUAGUGUAAGAAGGGGGAAAAAACAAAAUUGAAUUUCAUGCUCGGCUUAUAUACAAUAUUUUUGAAAUUAUUGAAGGGCUGUCAACCAAAUUUUCACAUCACCUACCCUUCAAUAAUGAUCUUGCCAUAUAAAUAUUCUACUACAAGUAAGGUUAUCAGUCCUUUACAAAAGAAUGGUAACUGCAUAUCUCCUUGCAUAUAAACCCAAUGAUAACUGAUGGUAUCAGUUUUAACACACAUAUAAUAUAUAUAAUGUAUUGUGUGAUAUAUAUGUAUGAAGAAAUUUAACAAGCGAAACCCAUAAAAUAGUUGGCAAUUUCUUCCAAAUUGAGGAAAGAUAAUUGAAAUAAUAAUUUGUGGGAAGUGAAUAUAUAUGUCUGCCUGUCCUAUCAAUGAGAUGCAUAGGAAUGUCAAUUAAAGUAACCUCUCUUUCAUUUUAUGUAGUGCUGCAGUUCAUUAAUCUUGUGAAAACUGAACAAUUUGGUUGUGUAAUUUAAUGAAAUAAAAUUUUGGGAGCCAACUUCCCUUCCAGGUUGUGGGUGUUAUCUAUGGAAAUAUAUUAGAAUCACAUCAUUUGAACCAACCUUAUUUGUAGAGUGCAGCUUAGAUACCUAAUACAUAUAUUGCAUUUAUAUUAAUUGGUGAACUUUAUCAUUCAGUCAGCCAUUGUUCUGUUUAGUUCUGUUUUCAUAAAUUUAUAUCAAGACAUUAUCUGUAAAUUCCGGCAGGGAAGCAGAAUUAUAGCUGUUUAUGGUAUAGGGGAAAAGUCAGGCAUUAUUUAUUUGAAUAUAUAGAAGUCGUCAAUGUAUGCACAGUGUAUGUCCUAUACUAGAUAAAGUGUUCAGUUCCUACCUUAUUAGGCAGCAUGGGCUAUUAAAAAAGUCCACAGUCUGUGCCGUAUCUUUUAGCAAGAAUCCUGCUAUAAGAAUGCUAUGCAUUAUUUCAUUGCAGCUUUCCUGCAGUAACCAUUGUUUUAUCGGUAAAUUGCCAAUUUGUCUACUGCCAACUCGUCCAAUCACCACAUGGUCUACUUUCAUUUAGUCUAUUGCCAUUCCGUCCAUCAACAUUUCGUCUAACAACCAUUUGGUCCGAUCAUCCUUUGUCUAAUCACCAUUUCGUCUAUGACCAUUUCGUCUCGUAACCAGUUGGUCUAAUGUUCAUUUCAUUUUCAUUCAUUUUGCACAAUUUAACACUUUGUUUAAUUAGACCAAAUGGUAUAUAGACUAAAUGGCCAUUAGACCAACUGGUUAUUAGACGGAAUGGCAUUAGACUAAAUGAAAGUAGACCAUUUGGUGAGUGGAUGAACUGAUGGUUGACCAAAUGAUAGUAGACGAGUUGGCAAUUGGACGAAUUAGCAUUAGACGAAUUGGAAAUGAACCAUUUUAUCCAUGGUGACUGAUGAUGUGUAUGAUGAAAGGCUGCUUGCAGGAUUACUGCGGGAAAGAUGAGGCUCUGAAUUUUUUAGAAGGUACCUAAGACAGUAGUAUAAUCCAUCUCAUCUUUGUAUGCAUAUCAAUUCAUAUAGAUAAGUUAUCCUAAAAAGGUGUUUUGAUUCCGAAAUAUUGACUGACCUGUCGUCUAUCAUUUUGAAUAUAUUGAUAAAUGUUGUCUUCUGUUGUUGAUGGAAGUGCUGUUAAGUUAAAUGUUGGGAGAAUGUGUAAGAUCAAUUGAUGGCUAAUGCUUAACUGCCCUUAGAACAUUUUACCUAUUUCACGGACCGUUCCAGGGGGAUAUCAGCCGACGGAAACAAUUUGAGAUAAACACAUCUUGUUUCCUUUUAUUCAAAGAUGUUAAAAAUGUCAUUGUAAAUUAAAAUCUGUGCAAGUAUAGGCAUCCAGUCGAAAAAGAAUUUAAGAUUCUGUAGUUAAUGAAUUCUUCAUUAUGAAGCUGUUAAUAAGAGAAAUAUGCUGUGUAUCAUUGUAUGAGGUGUAAUGUUUCUUGAAAUCCUAUAUUGAAUUUGAUAAUUAUGAUAUAAUAUUAUCUCAUAUACUUGUAUGAUUAUGUGAGAUAAUCAUUUAGAUUGGCAAUCAUGGUAGUGAUGUACAUUCCUGGUUAAUACUUCUUUAUUACCAGAAAGUGCUUAUUAGCUGGAAAUCUACAUUGUUCAGUCAGGUUGCCCUUUUUAAGCUUUCUUUUUUUUUUUCCUUUUUUUUUAAGUUUGUUUUGUGUUAUGUGUGUAAAUGAAUGAUCUCUUCUAAGUUAAAUAUGGCAAUAAUAUAGAUAGGAUGAUAAUGUAUUUAGAAAAUUGGCAAUUUUUGUUUCUUUUUCCCCCAUUAACUUUUUGAUAUAUGAAACUGUGUUAUCCAGAAUAAGCAGACUUAUAAUGUGUACACCUCUCCCUGUUUUCACAAAGUUGCAAGUCCUGAUAUCAAUCUAUUUAAUGCAUAGUGACUUUGGUUUUUGUUCGGACUUUAAAAGCCUAUUCCAAUCAUUAUUCUUGGUUUAUUUGAAUUGUGAUGCUAUUAUUAUAGUUACAAAUUAUGCAUUGUUAUGGUCCAAAUGAUCACGAGCCUCUAUUAAUGUUGUUAGUGAAAAAUCAACAAUCAAGCAAAAACGAAACAAGAACACUGAAAUUGAAGUGAGAGGUGUUUUGCUCUCUACCAUCACUUUGUGAAAAGGGGAGAUUUGUACAUACAUUUCAUAGUACUAGGAUCAGGUAGCUCACUAUAUCUUGUUAUAAAUUGCCUUUCCAUUUAUCUGUGAUACGAUAAAUUUUUCAGCUAUGAUAAGUGUAUAGUGUACAUGUAGAUUUAAGAAAUGGCAGGUGGUUAAAAUGACUACAAUCUGCAAGAAGGUCAUAUUUUUUGCUAUUGACUGCCUGUACAUGAGCUUGAUAUUUUUUCACAACUGAACAGAAGUGACUGAGCACUGAGCGCAGUCUUUCUGUUUAAGUCCCUCUUAUAUAUUUCCCAUGUCAGGAUCCAUAACCAUUGGGGAACGCUGGAAAGAUGCUUAGUGUGAUUCAUGCUGAAAGUUGUAAGCUGCAGUCUUAACCUGUGGAAUGCAUUUUAAAAUCAGUAUCAUACCAUCUUCUGUAGACCCUAGCCAGAGUUUCUCUUGCUUACGGCUUAUGGGAUAAGAAUGCAAAGUGUGAAAUUGACCUUCACAAUGCACACCAAUGAGCUUUGUAAAAUUUUGUUAAUUGAACUCUUAUAAUGAAGGUCACAAAGUAACGAAACCUAUCAGAAUACCAUCAAUUAACUGCAGUCAUCUCUGUUAUUAGGGAAUAGCAUUAGUGUACCUGUUGAGUAUAGAAAUAUGACUUUAUUAUUGAUCAUGUAAUAUUGAAAGGGUGUACGUGGAUGAAUUUGUUUCAAACAUUUGUCUGUGGCAAUGGGUUAUUCUUGUGACAUCACAAUUUAAAAUUACUCCUGGAAUGUCUUUCAGUUCGUUGCAUUAGUAUGCCCGUAGCUCUUUGCCGUUACUAUAAUAAAAGUUGCAGAAUGACAUGUUGUCAGUGUUGAUGAGCUUUAUGAAAUGUUUCCCCAUGGCCCUGUUAAUAUAAAGCUUAAUGAUUUAUCGUAGGGUCGAUCUUUACCAUUGAAUGUAUUGAUCAUUAUAUUCAAUCAGUUGCACAAAUCAUCUUUAUGAUCGAUUUUCUAGGCUUUGUAUCAUGUUUCCUGGUUGUGUACUUUGAUAGGCAAGGAAACCACUGUAAUUUUAUUAUUUGCAAACAGUCUACCAGAGUACUAAAAUCAAAAUGCUGUUGAAAUCGAUAUGAAUACUAGUGAUUUGUCUGACUAGUGGCUGUCCAUUGGUGGAUUACCAUUGAAAUUGGUUUUAAGUAGUAGACAUUUGGGAAUAUAGGCCAUAGUAAAAAAAAAAAUUUUUUUGGGGGGGAGAUGAUAUUAAAGGAAAAGGAAACCCUUGAAACAAGUUGAAUUCAUAUCAAAGUGAUGAAUCAAAGAAACAGAUCAAUAAAAGUUUGGGGAAGAUUGAAUGAAUAACAACAAAGUUAUGAGCAUUUCAGUUUUGAGAUCACUUAUUAAAUCUCUAAUUGCCAAUGCAACCAAGAUCAGGAUGUCACUCACAUACAAUUUCCAGAUUACUUAAGUACACAUUUCACUUACAUUUUUUUUAUUUGGUCUAUCUCAAGAUCAGGUUUUCUUUUAUUAGAGAAUAUGUGCUAGAGGUUCUGCAACAUUAUUUCACAAAUGAACUGUUUGUAAUAUCAGAACAGUGUCCAAAUUGCCAAUGAGAGGAUCCCUAUAGCAUUAGUGAUCUUGACAUUCAAAUGCUCAUAAAGUAACCAUUUUACUAAAACUUUCUUUGGUUUUAUCCUUUUAUUUUCUGUUCUCACAUAACCAAACUUGCUCCAAGGUUAUCAUUCUCCUUUGAAUAUUUAAUAGUAGUACUGGUGAAAGAAAUAUGAUGUUACAGAAAAUCCAUUACCAUGUUCGUUAUGUUUAUAUUCAUGCAGGUAUUUUUAUCUGAAUGUCAACAACUUAAUCAUAUAUGUAUAAAUUCAUGCACCUGUACAUUGAAGAUUCCAAUUUUCAUGUUAAAUAAAUAUACCUAUCAUAUCCUAUAAA